CGGCCCUGCGACCCCAGCUUUGAUGAAACGGUCAGAACACUGUCUCAGAUAUUCGGCGAUCAAACAUCACUGUUCAAUAUCCGCUACCAAUGCCUAAAGUGGGUCAAGAAAGAUUAUGAUGAUUUCAUCACGUUUGCCGGUGUUGUCAAUCGAGAACGCGAGCGCUCCAAGCUCAGCUCAAUGACGGAGAAUCAGUUUAAGUGCCUCAUUUUUAUAUCCGGUCUCCAGUCAUCCCAGGAUGCUGACAACAGAACCCGGCUUCUUAACAGAAUUGAGCAGGAUGCCGAAAUGACGUUGCAGAGGCUCACCACUGAAUGCCAACGACUCAUCCACCUGAAGCACCACACGGCUAUGAUCGGUCAGUCACCUGUGACCUCAAGCAGCUGUAUACAGGCGGUCAACUCCAGCGUGCUAAGGAAGUCCGACAAGAAGCCCCACCGAAGACAGGGUGAGCCUCUCACAAGUUGCUGUCAUUGCGUUGAACAGUUGGAGGGCCUUAUGCAAGCCUACGUGCCAAUCAUAGACGUGAAAGGUCGCAGACUGGUGGACCAAGCAACCAAUUUGAGCAUCACUGGAAUCCAGUGCUGUUCAACGCCUCCUGCAAUCAAGGUCCUCACCCCCGAUUUAGCUGACCCAUACGCUGACCUGAUUAAGGAAUACAAAGACUUAUUCCAACCUUCAGUGUUUCCAACGCAGCUGCAUCACGGGGUCACACACAAGAUUCUCACCACCGGAAACCCUGUGUCACUGAGUCCUCGUCGUUUAGCACCAGAUAAGCUUGCUACAGCCAAACGUGAGUUUGAGCACAUGUUCGAGUUGUGCAUUAUACGUCCAUCUUGGGCAUCACCACUUCACAUGGUAGAGAAGACCAGUGGCGAUUGGCGACCUUGUGGAGACUAUCGGGCGAUUAACAAGACCACCGUUUCAGUCAAGUACCCUGUACCCCAAAUGCAUGAUUUCGCUUCGACCUGGACGGGAAGACUCUUUUCUCGAAACUCGACCUUGUCCGUGCUCAUAACCAGAUACCAAUAG
Opisthorchis viverrini is the source of this 1032-nucleotide messenger RNA. RefSeq lists its product as hypothetical. The record is from RefSeq and is a predicted model, not a curated record. The annotation marks the transcript as partial. Lineage: Eukaryota; Metazoa; Platyhelminthes; Trematoda; Opisthorchiida; Opisthorchiidae. The transcript has 3 exons.